AUGGCUGAACCAUAUAAUGUGAGUAUGAGCGAAGAACAACAUCCCAUUUUCGAACGAGCAGAACAAAUGGUUGGACAUGCUGCCGAGCAACUUGAAAGCGCAAAGGAGAAAACUCGGUCGUUAUACAACACUGUCAAAGAAACAUUCUCCCCUGUCACCGAAUCAGUUAGCUGGAUUCAGGAUAAAUUUCCACCUCUCGCUUGGUUCUUAUACGCUGCUGCCAUAUUGAAUGCAAUUCCCGUUGCUUUCUUUCUCGGAUUUCUGGCCGUUACAACGUUGAUCGUAUUCUCGAUAGCUGGCGGUGGAAUCUUCGUGGUUGAAGGUUUCUUUUUUUUGCUUGGCUGUGGUGUCGUACUGCCAGUAAUUGGAUUUGCAGUAUUUGCAGCGAUCAUUGCAUUUGCCUUCGUAUUGCUGGCAUAUGGAAGCUGGAAAUUGUUUCUGACUGUGUUUAGGCUGCUCGGAUUCACGUUCCAAGAAGCGAAGGUUGAGAUAGCUGGGACAGCGCAAGGAUUAAAGAGAGCUUUCUCUCAUACUAGAGACGAGGGUGAAACUUCAUAUGGUCAUUAA
Messenger RNA from Ambispora leptoticha, 567 nucleotides. The record is from the annotation of a GenBank genome assembly. Lineage: Eukaryota; Fungi; Glomeromycota; Glomeromycetes; Archaeosporales; Ambisporaceae.